UCAACGCUAGUAAAAGGAUUUAAUCUUCUUGAAUCUCAACAGCAACAACAUGAACAGCAUCAUCGACCACAACGACAAAGAGAAGUUGGUGGUAUCAACGUUAGUAAAGAUUUCGUCAACCUUAACAUGAAGAACUUGUCAAUUGUUACUUCAGCUGGAAUUGUCAGUGGAGUGUUGGCUGUUUUAUGGGAAUUAGCAGAAUUGUUUGAUAAACUUGAGCAAGAUAGGGAAGCAGCAGAUAUUUAUGAAAUGUAUCUGGGGAUUGUCCAAAAAGAUGAAGAUAUAGAAAAAUAAGAGAAUGCUAUGAAAUAUCUGAUACAAAUAUACGAAGAAAAAGAGCGUUAUUACUUACGAAAUUCAAUGGAAGCGAAGUUACAAGAAAUCAUUAAGAAGAAGAACGAAAAAGAAUUGCAGUUACAAGAAUGGAAAUACCUUGGUGAAUCAACAAAACAUAAAGAAUUAUUCCAAAGACUUAUUGAGUAUGGGCGCAAUCUCAGCAUCAAGGUUGAAUAUGUGGGUAAUGUAUGUGUAAUUUUCUCUGAAGAGUUUUGUAUCGGCAAAGGAAGUGAUGGAACACGUGUUUAUCUUGGACUUGGAAAAGAUGGUUACGGUAAAGCAGUGAAACGAAUACGACGAGAUAACAAUCUUGCUCUGCAAGAAAACACAAUUUUGAAUGAAAGCAAUGCACAGAAGUCGGAGUAUGUUGUUAAUUAUUCUUACUUAGAACAAGAGAGUGGAACAGAAUAUGUAUAUUUAAUACUUGACCUGUGUGAAGAAUCACUGCAGGAUUUUGUACUGUCAGAAGCAAAUUCUUUGACUUGUCUUCAAAAAACUCUUCCCGAAAUUCUCAGACAAAUUUUAAAAGGAUUAGCUGAUCUUCAUAGCGAGCCACGUCCUAUUCUUCAUCGAGAUUUAAAACCUUCAAAUGUUCUACGAGACGCACAAGGUAAAUUUUAA
Xenia sp. Carnegie-2017 is the source of this 957-nucleotide messenger RNA. Its product is annotated as serine/threonine-protein kinase/endoribonuclease IRE2-like. The record is from RefSeq and is a predicted model, not a curated record. Gene Ontology annotation, biological process: protein phosphorylation; intrinsic apoptotic signaling pathway in response to endoplasmic reticulum stress; IRE1-mediated unfolded protein response. Gene Ontology annotation, molecular function: RNA endonuclease activity; protein serine/threonine kinase activity; ATP binding. Bases 304 to 957 code for a protein of 217 amino acids. NCBI's taxonomy places the organism in Eukaryota, Metazoa, Cnidaria, Anthozoa, Malacalcyonacea, Xeniidae. Gene Ontology annotation, cellular component: IRE1-TRAF2-ASK1 complex. The transcript is spliced from 2 exons.